Molecule: messenger RNA, 582 nt
Organism: Strongylus vulgaris
Lineage: Eukaryota; Metazoa; Nematoda; Chromadorea; Rhabditida; Strongylidae
Source: the annotation of a GenBank genome assembly
AUGCAACAGCAGUACCAUCAGCAGCAAAUGGCAGCGCAACAACAACAACAACAACAUCAACAGCAGCAACAGCAGCAGCAAAUUCAACAAGCGCAAACUCCACAGCCCUCAUCGCAGCAAAAUCUCGCCGUUCCCGGCCAAACGCCCCAACCGGCAACCCCCGGUCGACCUGGUUCCGUUCAACCAGCAACGCCUGCAGCCUUGCAAAUGGACGCAUCUAGUCAGUCGGGUAGCCGUGCGCCAAGUACAGGACCAGCAGCUAGUGCCGCUUCACCGGAUAGUAGUUCACGGAUGAGUGCUGGCGCAGACGUCGCCGAGCAGCAGCGUCCCGGAUCGGCUGUCUUACGAACACCAGCGGCCACACCGACACCUGGACCACAUCCAGUGCCACAACCUUCUACAAGGCGUUUGUAUGCAGAACGUGCUUACGUGGCGAUGGCGGACGGCAACGCACGUUUAUUGUGGGAAGAGAUGGCGCAGGGCUCCGCGAUUCCCGCCGCCGAUCGCUCAUCGCCAUCGGCCGGUGCCGACUCGUCGUCGGCCGUCAUCGACCAUCGGCUUUUGAACUGCCAUCAGCCGUAG